AUGCCGCCCACGCCGAGCAAACUGAACCUGAACUUCGCCAGAAACGCGUACAGCGUGUUCGGGACACGCGGUACCAACAACACCGCUGACCAUCAGCGGGAACAGAAAACGGAACUUCUGGAGGGUACCAGAGGAAACGGCAUCCUCCACCUAAAGAAUGGCGUCGAUUACGUCAACCCCGGUGAGGAGGACCAAAUGGAAAUCCAUGGCUACAAGAGAAGCAGAAUUUUAACCAUCGUCAUCUGGCUGCUGAUCUUUCUCACCGGGGGCCUUCUCAGGCUGGUCUUUCACUGGGUACCGCAAUGGAUGUUACAAGCCACUCAUUCCAAAUGUCCACUCGAGGAAGCGGACACCGUUUUGCUCGUGGAGAAGUUCCAAGGAAAGCACACGAGCUAUUACGUGAAGAAGCUGAAGAAUAUGUCUGCUCAGGAUGUGAUGUCGAAGCCCUUCGACGGAGAGUCACUGAUGGAUAACGAUGCCUGGGUGGAAAAUGGCAGUAUGAUAACCAGCAAAGAGGUCAAGGAAGAAUACCCCACGUUGUCGCUGCACCUAACGGGAGGACAGUUCAAAAAUGUUCCAUCCAUCGUCUUCUUCCAUUGCAAGAAGCUGACUUACGUCUGGGACCCAGAAAGAGCCGAGUUCUUGAAGCUCCGUGGCUUGGACGUUGAUGUGCUCACCUCGACGUUGCAUCAGAUGCAGGGACUGAACUAUCACGAACAACAUAUGAGGCGGUGCGUUUAUGGAAACAACGAGAUUAUGAUUCCAGUGAAGAGUAUGGUAACACUCCUCUGCCUCGAAAUCCUCAAUCCAUUCUACGUCUUCCAAUUGCUCAGCUUCUGUCUCUGGGUGGCCGACAACUAUUACUACUACGCGAUGGCCAUUUUGUCAAUGUCCAGCGUCGGUAUACUGAUGGCAGUAUUCCAGACACGUCGGAAUCAACAAAAUCUAAUGUCCACCGUUCAUUCCUCCGACGUGGCCACCGUGAUGAAAGACCGUUUAACGGGGCAAACAGCAACCGUGCCCGCCGAACGAUUGGUCCCAGGUGACAUUUUAGUCAUUCCAUCCCAUGGAUGUCUGAUGCCAUGCGACGCGGUACUUCUAACCGGAAACUGUAUCCUGAACGAGUCUAUGCUGACUGGGGAAUCUGUCCCCGUCACGAAAACACCAAUCCCUUCGUCCACCGAUGUCACCUAUGACACCAAGGAGCACGCUAGACACACGCUGUUCUGUGGUACCAAGGUUAUUCAGACCAGGUACUACGGAUCAGAAAAGGUACUAGCUGUGGUCGUCAGGACAGGAUUCAACACCAGCAAGGGUGCCCUGGUAAGGUCCAUCAUGUAUCCUCCCCCUGUCGACUUCAAGUUCGAGCAAGACUCUUACAAGUUUGUCAUCAUGCUCGCCGGGAUAGCUAGUAUCGGGGUCGUUUACACAAUCGUGACGAAAGUGAUGAGAGGCGUGCAGAGCGAUCACAUCGUUCUAGAGGCCCUGGAUUUGAUCACGGUAGUUGUGCCACCAGCACUGCCAGCUGCGAUGACAGUUGGUCGCCUGGUGGCGCAGCGUAGAUUAGAGAAGAACAAGAUCUAUUGCACCAGUCCAAGGACCAUCAACGUGUCGGGAUCAAUCGACUGCAUCUGCUUCGAUAAAACUGGCACGUUGACGGAGGAUGGUCUCGACAUGUGGGGCGUGGUGCCCGCUGUCGAUCGAAAGUUCCAAGUGCCCAUAAAAGAUAUCACGUCUUUGCCCCUUAACGAUCUCCUGAACGGCAUGGUAACUUGUCACGGAAUCACUAUAAUAGACAGUCAGCCGGUGGGUGAUCCGCUCGAUCUGAAAAUGUUCGAGUCCACCGGAUGGUCCCUCGAGGAACCAGACGUAUCCGACACGUCCAAGUUCUCGAUGCUGUUCCCAACGAUCGUCCGGCCACCGAAGAGCUCCAAGUUGCUGAAGAGGCUCGCCAAUGAUCUGAGGAACUCGCUCAGUCGACAAAACUCCAUGUCUUCCGACGUGAUCGACAAUAUCUCCUUGAACAACCUCGACACCGCGCUGGCUGGCUCCACCACAGAGUUGGGGGAUCAGGGUGUAGAGAUCGGAAUUGUACGGCAGUUUCCGUUCACGUCCAGCCUUCAGAGAAUGAGCGUGAUCACCAGAACGUUGGGCGCCAAUCACUACGAUCUGUACUGCAAGGGGAGCCCGGAGAUGAUUCUGAGCUUGUCGAAGGCAGAGUCCAUUCCACCAGACUUUGCCGCCACGUUGCAAGAUUACACCUCAGAGGGCUACCGCGUGAUCGCUCUGGCCCACAAAUCCCUGAACCGUCUUCCUUACGCCAAGGUCCAACGAUUGAGUCGCGAGGCCGCAGAAUCUGACCUGACGUUCCUCGCGUUCGUGAUCAUGGAGAACAGACUGAAGCCUGAAACCAGCCCAGUGAUCAGUGCUCUGAACACUGCCAGCAUCAAGACCGUGAUGGUGACCGGCGACAAUAUGCUAACCGCGCUGUCGGUCGCCAGAGACUGCGACAUCGUGAAGCCAGGUACACCGGUGAUCGCAGUUUCAGCGACCCAGCAGAAUCAGAUGAAGCCUCAGAUCUAUUUCACGAAGAGCAACAGUCAACCGACACCUGUAUCACCCAUGGGACACGGUGGUUUCAGCGAGAUCACUGACCUGAACAGUGUGGCCAGCUUAGAGACGGUUGAAAGUGGCUCGUUCGGGAACAAUCAAUACGAGAACAAUGUCAAUUAUUUAUCGGAUGACCUACACCACUCGAAGAACAAAUACGUCUUCGCGCUUACGGGUAAAACGUGGGCGUUGGUCAAACAAUACUACCCAGAACUGAUCCCCAAAUUAGUCACUAGAGGCGCAAUCUUCGCGAGAAUGUCCCCGGACCAGAAGCAACAACUUGUUCAGGAAUUGCAAUCGUUAGGGUACUAUGUUGCUAUGGUAGGCGACGGUGCAAACGAUUGCGGUGCCCUGAAGGCAGCCCACACGGGAAUCUCUCUCUCCGACACGGAAUCCUCGGUGGCCUCGCCGUUCACCAGCCGCGAGACCAACAUCUCUUCCGUGUUGACCGUGAUCCGAGAGGGUCGUGCAGCUUUGGUCACGUCCUUCGGGAUCUUCAAGUACAUGGCGAGCUACUCCCUCACUCAAUUCAUCUCUGUGAUGCUUCUAUACAGCAUCGAGUCCAACCUGACGGACAUCGAGUUCCUCUACAUCGAUCUCUUCAUCAUAUCCAUCUUCGCGUUCUUCUUCGGACGUACACAAGCCUACGACGGUCCACUGGUGAAAACUGCCCCGUUGAACAGUCUGAUCAGCACCACGCCGAUUCUAAGUCUGGUCACUCAGAUCAUGGUCGUGGCGAUCUUCCAAUACGCAAGUCUCUGGCAUCUACGACAGAUGGACUGGUUCGAGCCGUUCAACGCUACCGCCAAGUCACUCGAGGACAAAGACGACGUUGGUUGCACGGAAAACUACACGGUGUUCAUCGUCAGCUCGAUGCAGUACAUCAUACUGGCGGUGGCGUUCUCGAAGGGACAUCCUUACAGAAAGUCUCUGUUCACGAAUUACGGUCUUCUCACCUCGUUCAUCUUCCUCAGCCUGUUCUCCGUCUAUCUAGCGACUUUCCCGUUCGAUUGGUUGGUCGAUUGGUUCGAGCUCGUGCUCCCCGAGAGCGUCAGCUUCCGGUUCAUCCUGGUCGGCUACGGAGUGGCGAACUUCGUGAUAUCUCUGUUAAUGGAAUACCUGUUCGUCGACUAUCUGGUCUUCAACAAGCUACGCUAUCGCUGGCACAACGUCGACAAGUCCAGACGGAAGUUCCUCGCUAUCGAUCGUGACAUGGCGCGCGACCCAAAAUGGCCGCCGAUCUCGCAGGAACCACUACCAGAAGCCGCGCCGGAUAUCUUGAUCAGACAGAACGUCACUGAGAUCAAGAUCGAGAAACGAGUCCCUGAACCACGUUCAGUGGACACCAGCUUCAUGAACAGUCCAGUCUGUGCGAAUUUCAAGCAAUUCGGCUCGGCCAGAGAGGUGACCCUGAAUCCACGAUCGCUGUUCAACGAUCGUCGGAAUACAGUAUCGAUGCAGACGGUGCCCUGCUUCGAGGAUCACACGGCGCCCAAGCCGAAGAUCGAUCUGAUCGGGAAGAGAAGACACAAUUCCGAGUCCGAGAACGCGUAUUACGGGACUUGA
Molecule: messenger RNA, 4176 nt
Organism: Dufourea novaeangliae
Lineage: Eukaryota; Metazoa; Arthropoda; Insecta; Hymenoptera; Halictidae
Gene: anne
Product: probable cation-transporting ATPase 13A3
Exons: 11
Coding region: 1-4176 (1391 amino acids)
Biological process (GO): polyamine transmembrane transport; intracellular calcium ion homeostasis
Cellular component (GO): membrane
Molecular function (GO): P-type transmembrane transporter activity; ATP binding; polyamine transmembrane transporter activity
Source: RefSeq, a predicted model, not a curated record